GUUGUAUUAACUAAAGACAAGUGAUUAAUUAUUUUCAAGCUUUUCUUAACACUUAUCAUCAAUAAAGGGUCACUAUUCACUUUAUAAAUACCAACCUUGCUUGCUCUCCAUAGACUUCAACUUUCUGUUGAGAUUUUUAGAAUUGCUGUCAAGAAACAAAGAAUCAACUAUCAUGUCAUUUGUGGAUGAUCAAUCUGGGGAUCUCUCACUACAUGAGAGAAAAUCAGGGAGAGGAAGGAUUGAGAUCAAGCGGAUCGAGAACACAACCAACCGUCAAGUUACUUUCUGCAAACGCCGCAAUGGUCUGCUCAAGAAGGCCUAUGAGCUCUCUGUUCUUUGUGAUGCUGAAGUUGCACUGAUUGUUUUCUCCAACAAAGGCCGCCUUUACGAGUAUGCGAACAACAGUGUUAGAGGAACAAUUGAAAGGUACAAAAAGGCCAACUCGGAUACCCCCAACACGGCUACUGUUUCUGAAGCCAAUACUCAGUAUUACCAGAAAGAAGCUGCAAGGCUGCGCCAGCAAAUUUCCAACCUGCAAAACAGUAACAGGCAUCUGAUGGGCGAAGCGCUGGGGGCUGUGCCAGCAAAGGAACUUAAAGGCCUGGAAACUAAAUUGCAGAAUGGACUUAGCAGAGUCCGCUCCAAGAAGAAUGAACUUCUCUUUGCUGAAAUCGAAUUCAUGCGGAAGAGGGAAAUUGACUUGCAUAACAAUAAUCAGUACCUUAGAGCAAAGAUUUCUGAGAAUGAGAGAGCACAGCAGCAGAUGAGUUUGAUGCCAGGUGCAUCUGGGAGUUCUGAGCAGUAUCGUGAUGUAGGACAACCUCAUGAGUCUUUUGAUGCGCGGAACUACCUCCAAGUCAAUGGCCUCCAGCCCAACAAUGCUAAUUACUCGUCUCACCAGGACCACCAAACUCAACAUGUUCCUCUCCAGUUAGUAUAAAAAGUAUGCUUUUAGUGGAGGCUCUGUAGUUUCUAUCUAGCAACUGAUCUCAUUUCUAUGGGGACUAAAUUAUGAAUCAAGGCAUGAAGGAGUCUACAUGGCUAGAAGAUUAGCAAGAUGCAUGAGAUCAACAAGAAACAUGUAGAGCCUCUUUAAUUACUAUGAUCAUGACAUGGUUAAUUAUAAUUAUAACUUAUCGAUGUUAACGUGUAGCAACCAUAUGUGUGAUGUCUUUGCUUUUUGAGAUUCCAUGCUUUGAACUUAUUAGCUACUUAUUUUUGUGAUGUGAUGUUUACAGUGUGAACUUUUCAAUGUUAACUAUGUAAUCAUGUGAAAUA
Daucus carota subsp. sativus is the source of this 1278-nucleotide messenger RNA. RefSeq names its product floral homeotic protein AGAMOUS-like. Gene Ontology annotation, molecular function: DNA-binding transcription factor activity, RNA polymerase II-specific; RNA polymerase II cis-regulatory region sequence-specific DNA binding; protein dimerization activity. Bases 173 to 940 code for a protein of 255 amino acids. The transcript is spliced from 9 exons. Lineage: Eukaryota; Viridiplantae; Streptophyta; Magnoliopsida; Apiales; Apiaceae. Gene Ontology annotation, cellular component: nucleus. The record is from RefSeq and is a predicted model, not a curated record. Gene Ontology annotation, biological process: positive regulation of transcription by RNA polymerase II.